Molecule: messenger RNA, 11865 nt
Organism: Anopheles coustani
Lineage: Eukaryota; Metazoa; Arthropoda; Insecta; Diptera; Culicidae
Gene: Dhc16F
Product: dynein axonemal heavy chain 6
Exons: 14
Biological process (GO): microtubule-based movement
Cellular component (GO): dynein complex
Molecular function (GO): ATP hydrolysis activity; dynein light intermediate chain binding; ATP binding
Source: RefSeq, a predicted model, not a curated record
AUGAGCAAACCGGCAGGACAGAAGAAAUUAAAAUCGGCUUUAACGAAGCCAAAAGCUACUUUUACAUUUGCCUUAGGGGAAGAACGAAAGAAGCGGAUUGCAGCCCGUACUCGGCAGUUGAAUAUUCCCGUUCCCAUAGACUUGGAGUUGCUCAUCGAGGGCAAGAUAAAGCAGCUAAAGGACAACAGUUUCGUUUUUCUAUCGUAUGCGUUUCCAAAGAGCAGCGAACACUUUACACCGUACAGUUUUCUGGAAGUUCCAUUCAGUAAAGCGGAUAAACACGAGUACUUCACAGUGAGCCGGCACGGUGUAACUUACUGGAGCGAUACGGAAAAUCACUUUACCGAGAUAGACACCUGGUUGGUAGACUAUCGCAAGUAUCAACGGCUCACGGGGCUACGAUUUUUCAAACACUACCGCCUAGGGAAAGCAUUCCGUAUCUGGCAGCGUAACAUUCAGUGGUACAAGUAUGAAAGUGCCCGCCAAAAGAUUGGAGCAUGUGCCUUCAUUGCACUGCCUCGGUUGGCCAAAGCUCUACUCACGAUGCAGGAAGAAUUCGUUCAGCUGGUUGGGUUCCGUUUUUUCGAUGUGUCGGUGUCAGAAAAUUGGCACCUUCCCUAUUUCAUUGAAACCCAAAUGACCACAUUCGAACAGGUGCGGGAUUUGUUACAUCAUCUGCGGGAUAAAAUGCGUAAUGUACUGUUUGACGCAUGCUGCAACACACUAAUCGAUCGCGGUUUCUCUCCGCAAGACGAAGCGAUAAAUGUGACCAAUAAGAAAAAGCUCAAAGACAUGAUGAGCUUCACGGAGCGAGCGAACAAGCGCAAGCUGUGCGCGUUGUUGGCAAGGUUUCUUGCGUGUGCUGACCAGAUGAUGAUCACGCUGUUGCAUCAAAUUUUACGUGAAUCAUUCAAAAACUUAGCAAACGUCUUCUCGAACUUCAUGGUCGAGCAGCAACAGCCACGGAAGCAGCCGUUCAUGAACGUCGAGCUGGUGCUGAAACCGACACGCAUCGAUCUUGAUCCUUCUCGGGAGGUAGCCACUCGCAUGCUGGAGGAUUUGAGUAAUUUGGUCAUGCGAACAGUAUAUAAAAUUGAUCGCUUUCAAAGUGACAUGUUCUUCGACAUUUACACCGAACCAACUAUCAUGGGAAGAAAGGAGGAUCGGCUGUGCGGAAACCCACCAAGUUUAGAUUUUAUUAUUCGGAAUGAUGUGCAACUGUCGAGCGAUAUCAAAAUAAUAUUCGAGGGCAUAACCGAAGCUUACAACGCUGUAGAUGAAUAUGUGGUCCAGUUUGAUCGGAUUCGUUUAUCGUAUCAGGAAAAUCUAUCGGUUGACCAUAACAUAAUCCGUGGCGAGACCAAGCUACAGAUAUUGGAAACAUACUGUGAACGUUUCAGCCAUCAGAUGGCCGAUCUCGAGAAGAUCGGAGAAUCGUAUCCGUUGGGAUUGUUACAGGUGAAACAGGUGGCCUUUCGAGAGGAAAUCACUCCUAUCUGCCAGCAGCUCCUGGCCGUUUUGGACGAAACCAUUCCACGGCUGGCUAUGGAGAAAAUCAACUACGUUGAGCAGAAGGGCGAGGAGAUACAAACCAAACUGCUGAUUGUGCCGGAGGAAACAAAUCACUACAUUUACUACUUCAACCAUCUGGAGGUUUGCCACGAGCAUGUGGCCAGCUUGGAGAAGGAGCUAAGCUAUGCACACGAAGCAUUGAAAAUUAUGAAAACCUAUAACGUUGCGUUUUCGGACGAGGAUAAGGACAAAUAUUUGGAUAUGGAAGAAUUUUUGAAGGAGAUUAACGACAUCCUCCAACGUAAACGUGAUCAAAAGCAGGAUUUGAUAAACAAAUUUGAUCUAUGUUUGCAGUCCGAUAUAACGAAAAUUUUCUCUGAAGUCGAAGAAAUUCACGAAGAAGUGUUGAAGGAAUGGCUCCUGGAUUUAGCUUCCGAAUCGGCGCAGGUGCGCGAUUGCUUGAUCGAUCUGUCCGAGCGACUCACCAUGUGCCAGCGGAAGGCGCAAGAGUACAAAAAAUACCAAAAGGAAUUUCGCCUCGAGGUGACACGGUUUGAGAAGCUUGACCACGUGAUCAACGAGGUAAAGCUGCGCCAGAUCUUGUGGGAUAGCGUGCAGCAGUGGAAAGAAUCGGUGGAGAUCUGGAACGAGAUACAUUUCCACGAGCUCAACAUGGACGAAGUGGAAGCGCUUAACACGAAGAUUCUCAAAAACUGUGCCAUGUUGGAUAAAAAUCUGCCCAAAAACGAUAUCAUUCCAAAGCUGAAGGGUGAAGCGGAGGAGUUUAAGGACAAGAUACCGGUACUGGGAUUCCUGCGCAAUCCGGCGCUAAAAACACGUCACUGGAUAAAGAUUGAACAGAUCCUCAAUCGUCAUCUGGCGGAGGAGACGGAAAUCUAUUUACACACGUUCGAGGAUGCGAAUGCGUUCGAGGACGAUAUUGGAGCCGAGCUGAUGGAGGUAUCGAAUAUGGCCAGUGCCGAGGCUGGCCUGGAAACCUUGCUCAAUAAGGUAGAAAAUGCCUGGAAGGAGUUGGAGCUUACCGUGGUUAGCCAUCGGGAUCAUCGGGAUGUGUUCGUGUUGGCCGGUAUCGAGGAAAUUCAAACCGUGCUGGAUGAGUCCAGCAUCCACGUAAGCACAGUGGCCGCCUCCCGACAUGUAGGCCCCAUCAAGCCGAAGGUGGACGAUUGGGUGACGCAGCUGGAUCUCUUCUCGAGAACCUUUGACGAAUGGGUCCAGUGUCAGCAGUCUUGGAUCUAUCUGGAGGCUAUCUUUUCCGCUCCAGACAUCCAGCGACAGUUGCCUCACGAAACGCAAAUGUUUCUGCAGGUGGACAAAGCAUGGAAGGAGCUAAUGCGUCGCACUCAGAAGGCCCCGCUGGCGCUUGGAGCAAUGACGGCCGAGGGAGUGCUUGAAAAGCUGCAAAUCAACAACUUGCUACUCGAGAAGGUUACUCGCUGCCUGGAGGCGUACCUGGAGGUGAAGCGGAUGGCAUUUCCACGGUUCUAUUUCUUGUCGAACGACGAGCUGCUGGAAAUACUGGCACAAACGAAGAACCCGUAUGCCGUGCAGCCACAUCUCUCGAAGUGCUUUGACGCCAUUGCGAAAAUUGAGUUUGGCAAGAAGAAAUCCGAAACUGGCGGAGAGCCGACGAUGACCAACGACAUUAUAGCAAUGAUUUCACCGGAAGGCGAACGGCUCACGUUUGGCAUAGGACUAAAGGCACGUGGUGCCGUCGAGGACUGGCUAGCCAAGGUUGAGGAGGCCAUGUUUUUGGCCGUGAAACGUUACAUGCGACAAGGCUAUCGUCUGUACGGACUGAAAGAUCGUUCAUUCUGGAUGCAGGAGCAACCGAACCAGGUGGUACUAACCAUUUCCCAGCAGCAAUGGGCAGCGGAUGUGCACACCAUACUGGACGGAGGGGGAAAUAUUGCCAACGAGAUGGUCGCGUUUCAUGAGAAAUUGACGAAAAACUUGACUGUGCUGGCCGCGAUUGCCCGUACAAAAAUAUCCAAGCUUGUCCGCAGAGUACUUUGUGCGUUGAUUACCAUCGAUGUGCAUGCUAAGGACAUGGUAUCGAACAUGAUCGACAAACGUGUGCAGAAAUCAACUGAUUUCGAAUGGCUAAAAAUGUUACGAUACUAUUGGUUGCCCGAAACGGAGGUGAUCGAAACGAAAAUGGCCUCUGCUAGGCUGCCCUAUUUCUACGAAUAUUUGGGAGCGGGAGGCGUGCUAGUGAUCACCCCUCUGACCGACCGAUGCUACCUCUGCCUGAUGGGAGCGCUUCAGAUGGACCUCGGCGGCGCACCGGCGGGACCAGCCGGAACGGGCAAGACGGAAACCACCAAAGAUCUGGCCAAAGCGCUCGCCAUUCAGUGCGUUGUGUUUAACUGUUCCGAUGGGUUGGAUUACAAGAUGAUGGGCCGAUUUUUCACCGGACUAGCUCAAUCCGGUGCGUGGUGUUGCUUUGACGAGUUCAAUCGAAUCGAUAUCGAGGUACUGUCGGUGAUUGCCCAGCAGCUGAUUACCAUCCGCAACGCAAAGGCAUCGAAGAUGAAGCGUUUUCUGUUCGAGGGCCGUGAAAUCCGCCUAAAACCGUCCUGUGCGGCUUUCAUUACUAUGAACCCUGGGUACGCGGGCAGAACGGAGCUUCCGGACAACCUGAAGGCUCUGUUCCGCCCGAUAUCGAUGAUGGUACCGGAUUACGCACUCAUCGCCGAGGUGAUCCUCUACUCGGAGGGUUUUGAGGGAUCCAAAGUGCUGGCCAAAAAGAUGGUGCAAAUGUACAAGCUGUGCAGCGAACAGCUCAGUCAGCAGGAUCACUAUGAUUUUGGUAUGCGUGCGGUGAAGAGUGUGCUGGUAAUGGCCGGUGCUCUGAAGCGGGCCUCGCCGGAUCAACCGGAGACUGUGACGCUUAUAUCGGCGUUGCGAGACUCGAAUUUACCAAAAUUUUUGGCCAACGAUGCGACCCUGUUCAACGGCAUUCUGGGCGAUCUAUUUCCGGGGGUCGAUCUUCCAUCGCCCGAGCGUGGAAAACUCCAGGCUGCGAUCGAGCAGUGCAUGGUCGAUCGAAAUUUGCAGCCAGUUCCAGAGAUGGUACUAAAAACGUUGCAACUCUACGAAACGAUGGUAGUGCGGUGGGGAGUGAUGCUCGUCGGUCCGACGGGAAGUGGUAAAACGACCGUCCUCCAUAUGCUGGCUGAGGCGUUUGAGAAGCUUUAUGCUGAUCAGGUGCCCGGAGCGUUGUACCGUCCCGUUCGUAUACAAACACUCAAUCCGAAAGCUGUUUCGAUGGAUGAGCUUUAUGGGUUCGUAAACUUGGCUACAAUGGAAUGGAGAGAUGGACUUCUAGGACUGUCCAUUCGAUCAGCAGUGAGCGUAACAGAUGAAAUCCACCAAUGGGUCGUGUGUGAUGGUCCCGUCGAUGCGGUUUGGAUUGAAAACCUCAACACCGUGCUGGACGACAAUAAAAUGCUGUGCCUGGCCAACUCGGAACGCAUCAAGCUAACCAGCUGGGUCCACAUGUUGUUCGAGGUGCAGGAUCUAUCGCAGGCGUCACCGGCAACGGUUUCACGCUGCGGUAUGGUGUACAUGGACCCGGUACAUUUGGGCUGGACAUCGAUAGUAAAAUCCUGGCUAAACACGGUCCAGCAUCUGCACAUGGAUGGUGAUCUGAAGGAGCACCUGCUCGAGUUGUACGAGCGCCAUUACGAACCCGUUACAAAGUACCUUCAGCGCAACUGCAAGUGGAACAUCCAUCAGGUCAAUAUUAGCAAACUGACGAUGAUGAUGAAGCUACUGUACUUGCUGCUGCAGGACACCCAGGGGCUGCACCUGAUGGAACGGGGCGAAGCGAAGCUGUACGUGUUUAAAAUGUUCACUUGGUGUCUGCUGUGGUCCUUUGCCGGUAACUUGUUGGACGACUCGAAGGAGCAGUUUGAGCAGUUCUACCGAAAUCUCCAGGGUGAGGACGAGCUGGCGCUGUUACCGAAGGAUACGCUUUGGGAUUUCCGCAUCAACACCAAAACGCGCACCUGGGAAAGUUGGAAUGCGAUACAUCCAAAGUUUACUUACAAUCCGACGGUGCCGUAUUUUGAUUUGCUCGUGCCCACGCACGACACGACCAAGUAUGGCUUCGUGGCCGAAAUGCUGCUUCAAAACCAGAGCCCCGUGCUGUUCACCGGCGAUACCGGAGUCGGAAAGUCGGUGCUGGCCCGCGAGAUCCUCCAGCGACUCAUGCAACGCGACGUAAUACCAAUAAUUGUUAACUUUUCCGCGCAAAGUGAAAGUGGCCGAACGCAGGAACUCAUUGAAUCACGCCUGGAACGUCGAAAGAAGACACUCCUCGGUGCGCCUAUUAACAAGCGUAUCGUCGUGUUCAUUGACGACGUUAACAUGCCCAAGCUGGACCGAUACGGCAGUCAGCCACCGAUCGAGCUGCUGCGACAGUUUACCGACUUCCGGGGAGUGUACGAUCGGGAGAAGAUGUACUGGAAGGAUGUCGUGGACGUUACCUUGGGGGCUGCCUGCGCACCGCCCGGUGGUGGUCGAAAUGUGCUCACGCCACGCUUCGUUCGACACUUCGCACUCCUUUCACUGCCCUCUCCGAGCAGUGACUCGUUGAAGACCAUUUUUAAAGCGAUUAUGGGUGGUUUUCUAACGGACUUCAAUAUGGCCGUACGCCCGCUAGCUGAGCCGAUUGUGGAGACGGCCGUUUCGGUGUACGAGCGCAUUUCGGGGGAGCUGCUACCGACUCCGAAGAAGUCGCACUACGUGUUCAAUUUACGCGAUUUAUCCAAGUGCGUCCAGGGAGUGUUGCAGGCGGAUGCAUCGAGCUACAUCAACCCGAUGCAACUGAUGCGGCUGUUUUACCACGAAGCGCUCCGUGUAUUCUACGACCGGCUGAUUAACGACGAGGACAAACUGUACUUCAAGCAGCUGCUGCAGGAUUGCUGCGAACGGUACUUCGAAACCACGGUCGUACAGCCGGAAGAAACGGUUUUGUUUGGCGAUUUCCUGGUGUUUGGCCAAGCGGCCGAAGAUCGGGUGUACGAGGAAAUCAAAGAGAUGAAGAAACUGAAAACGGUGCUGGCAGACUAUCUGGAGGACUACAAUGGGACGGUGGGCACCGAGAUGAACUUGGUAUUUUUCACCGAUGCCAUCGAACACAUCGUUCGGUUGGCGCGGUUGCUGCGAUCGGAACGAGGCAACGGGCUGCUGGUUGGGGUGUCCGGAAUGGGCAAGCAGAGCCUUUCGAGGCUGGCCUCCCACAUCAACGGUUACCAGUGCCAUCAGAUAGCGCUUCGGCGGGGUUAUGAUCAUGGCUCGUUUCACGAGGAUCUACGACGCAUCUACUGGCUUGCGGGUGUUCUAAACAAGCCGACCGUGUUCCUCAUUACCGACAGCCAGAUCGUGCAGGAAACGUUCAUGGAGGACAUCAACAAUAUACUGAACUCGGGCGAGGUACCCAAUCUCUUCGAGGGUGACGAGUAUGAGAAAAUAAUCCUUAACGCCCGGGCACCGUGCAUCGAAAGCGGUCAUCCGAAUCAGACCCGCGAUGGCAUCUUCGAAUACUUUAUCAAACGUGUCCGGGCGAACCUGCACGUCAUAAUGUGUAUGAGUCCGGUCGGUGAUACCUUUCGGAGGCGCUGCCGCAUGUUUCCUUCGUUGGUGAAUUGCUGCACUAUCGAUUGGUUCGUCAAGUGGCCAGCCGAGGCACUGCGAAGUGUAGCCAUCGGUUCGCUGAAAGAUGUCUCCGACAACGAGGUCCAGUGUAAGCAUCUCGCGCAAAUUUGCGUCAUGAUACACGAGAGCGUUGAGAACAUCUCGGAGCGGUUUUACCGGGAGAUGCGACGCCACUACUAUACGACACCGAGCAGCUACCUGCAGCUGUUAAACCAGUAUCGGGUGCUGGUGCAAAAGCGUGUCGAUUCGAUCGUGCAGAAGAAGGAUCGCAUUGCGAACGGGCUCAGUAAGAUCCUCGAGACGAAUCAGGUGGUAGCGGAGAUGGGCGAAGAGUUGAAAAAGUUCGUACCGAUACUGGAGGAAAAGUCCAAGAACCUGAAAGAUUUACUAACGAAGCUGGACACAGACAACGCGAUGGCGGAAAACGUGAAGAAGAGUGUGGCCAAGGAUGAGGCGGAGGCGAAAAUGAAGGCGGCUGAAACGCAGGAAAUUGCCGACGAGGCGGCCAAGGAUUUAGAGAUCGUACUUCCGACACUGCAGGCGGCACAGGAUGCCCUGAAAUCGCUCAACAAGAACGACAUCAACGAGUUGCGCGUUUUUCAAAAGCCACCGAAGCUGGUACAGUUUGUAAUGGAAGCUGUAUGUAUUCUGCUCGGUGCAAAGCCAGACUGGAACACAGCCAAGGUGGUAAUGUCCGAUGUUAACUUUUUGAAAAAAUUAGAGGAUUACGACAAAGAGCAUAUUCCUGAGGCGAUUAUAAAGAAAAUUAAAACAUACGUUGACCACAAGGAUUUCCAACCGGCGACCAUUGAAAAGGUGUCAAAGGUGGCGAAAUCGAUGUGCCUCUGGGUAAUUGCCAUCGAGAAGUACGCCAAAAUCUACAAGGUAGUAGAGCCGAAGAUAAAGCGCCAGAAGGCAGCCGAACGGGAGUUGGGCGAGGUAAUGCAGCUACUGAAAUCGAAGCAGAGUGAGUUGGCCGAGAUUGAGGCUAAAAUAACGAUGCUCAUGUCGAAGCUGGAUGAGAAGAAGCGAGAAAUGAAGCUGCUGCAAGAUCAUAACGACCUGACGGCGGCCCGAUUGAACCGUGCCGGACGGUUGACGUCCGCCCUGGCUGACGAGGAGGUCCGCUGGCGUGAAACGGUAAAGCAGCUGACGGCGGAACAUUUUGCCGUGCCGGGCGACGUGCUGGUCGCAUCCGCCUACGUCGCCUAUCUGGGAGCGUUUCCGAUCGACUAUCGUCGUACACUGUCGGAGAUUUGGGUUUCGGAGUGCAAGCGGUUGAACAUUCCGAGCAGUCCCACGUUCAGCUUAGUGCAGAUCCUCGGCGAUUCGUUUCAGAUACGCCAGUGGAACAUGUACGGGUUGCCGCAGGACGAAAUUUCGGUCGAAAAUGGCAUCAUUGCGACGGAGGGUGGACGGUGGCCACUUAUGAUCGACCCGCAGGAGCAGGCCAACCGUUGGAUACGGAACAUGGAGGCGGAGAAUGAGUUGCGCAUCAUCAAACUGACCGAUGUCAAUAUGAUGCGGAUGUUAGAAAUAUGCAUCCGUCAAGGUUUUCCCAUGCUGAUCGAAGACGUUCAAGAGACGUUGGAUCCGGUACUAGGAACCGUGUUGAUGAAGCAGGUGUUCCUGCAAAACGGCAGGCUUAUGAUCAAGCUAGGAGACGUCGAUGUGGAUUACGACAGUAACUUCCGCCUGUACAUGUCAACUAAGCUGGCUAAUCCUCAUUUUUUGCCAGAGAUUUGCAUUCAAGUGAGUUUGGUAAACUUUCUCGUCUCCCGAAGCGGACUUGAAGAUCAACUGCUCGCUGAAAUUAUUAAAAUAGAGCUGCCGGAAAUGGAGAAACAGCGCAAUAACUUGAUCACUACCAUAAACUCUGACAAACAGCAGCUGUUGCUGUUGGAAGAUAAAAUCUUGAAGGUCCUGUAUGGUUCACAGGGCAACAUACUGGACGAUGAAGAACUGGUGGAGUCGUUGAACGAAUCAAAGGAAAUGUCCACCAUCAUUGCCGACCGGCUAAUCGAAACCGAACGGACGGAGUUGAAUAUUGCAGCUACACGGGAAAAAUAUCGCCUCUUGGCUGCACGCGGUGCUAUCCUGUACUUUGUCGUUGCCUCGCUCUCGGAGAUCGAUCCUAUGUAUCAGUUCAGUUUGCGUUACUUCACGCAGGUGUACUGCUCGGUCGUUGAACAACCGCACGAUCGGGUGGAGCUUCCGGAGCGCCUACAGCGUCUGCUGGAAGACAUUACGUUCACCGUGUUCGCCAACAUCUGCCGCGGUUUGUUCGAGAAGCAUAAGCAUAUAUGCGGCUUUUUGGUGGCGUUCGCCGUAUGCAAGGAGGAUCAGCAGUUUUUGGACGAAGAGUUCAGCUUUAUCGUGCGCGGACCGUCGCAGCGGAAGUUUUCACUGGAAGGCAAACCACCUUUUGUGAGCGAAAACCAGUGGAUUGCAUGCUGCUUUCUAGAGGUGCACGAUCGGGCAAAAUUUGCCAAUCUUACCAAACAUCUGCACCGUUCGAUGGUGAUCGAGAUCGAAGACUUCCGGGAGGACUUGUGUCUCGCGCCCGAUCCCGAGCCAGCCACCGUAGAUUGGAAUGCGCGUUUGAGAGUUUCGGAAAAGCUAAUGCUUGUCGCCGCAUUGAAAGACGAGUUCUUAGUGAUAGCCGUGAUGGAAUUUAUACGGCAUACGCUUGGGAAGCGGUACACGGAACCGCCCAAAAAUACUGGUCUGGCGUCACUGUAUUCGGACAUUUCGCCGUUAAUUCCCUUGGUGUUUGUCCUAUCGCCGGGGUCGGACCCGAUGACGGCCCUGAUCAAGUUCGCCCAGGAACGUGACUGCGUCGAGAAGCUGCAUUCGAUUUCCCUCGGACAGGGCCAGGGUCCGGCCGCCGAAACGUUGAUCGAAGCUGGCACCAAGGGAGGACACUGGGUGUUUUUACAGAACUGUCACCUGGCCACGUCUUGGAUGGAGUCGAUGGAGAAAAUUGUGAACCGAAUCGCGAUGGGUCUGCAGACGGUCGACUCAGGCUUUCGGCUGUUUCUUUCGUCGAUGCCCGUUCGUUCUUUUCCGAUCAGUGUACUACAAAACUCGGUCAAAGUGACAAAUGAACCUCCCAAAGGGUUGCGAUCGAAUCUCGUACGCUCGUUAAGAGAACUUGACCGGAGCUGGUUCGAGUUUCACGUGUUGGGUCGGAAUUGGCGUGCACUGAUCUUUGGUCUGUGCAUGUUCCACGGAGUAAUCCUGGAGCGCCGAAAGUUCGGUCCGCUCGGAUGGAACAUCACGUACGAGUUCAGCGAAAGUGAUCGAGAAUGUGCCCUCCGGACGUUGGAUAUCUAUUGCGAUCGAGAGCUGCGAGCGGCGAUUCCCUGGGACGCGUUGGAGUACAUCAACGGAGAGAUAACAUACGGAGGACGUGUAACGGAUGUAUGGGAUCAACGAUGUUUGCGAUCGAUAUUGCAGCGGUUCUCUUCGCCCAUCAUCCUAGACGAACGAUACUGUUACAGCCCAAGCGGAGUUUACUACUGCCCUGAAGUGCGGAAGAUGGACGAAUACAUGGAAUACGUUGGGCAGCUACCUAUUCAUGAUCCACCAGACGUCUUUGGAAUGCACGAAAAUGCCAACAUUAUAUACAAUCGUAACGAGACGCGCUUCUUUUUGGACACCCUCCUAGAAAGCCAAACGGGCGGCGACGCGCAAGGCGAAGAGGCCGUGGCUGCCAUGGAUAAGCUGUGUCUGGAUAAAGUAGAUUCCAUCCGCAAGGCAAUCGCACCUGCGAUCGGGUGUGACGAGCUGCACGAAAGUCUUCUCCGGCGCGACUCCCAAAACCGUAUACCUUCGUUGACCACGGUGCUCCUGCAGGAGGUGGAGAGGUUCGAUCGGCUGCUGGAUGUGAUCCAUUGCAGCUUGCGAGAUUUAGAGAAGGCAAUUCAAGGGCUCGUGGUGAUGUCCGAAAGCUUGGAAAUGGUUUACCGCGCAUUCGGAAACAAUCAGGUCCCCCAGCUGUGGCACGCCAAGGGAUUUCUCUCGACAAAAACGCUCGCCAGUUGGGUGACGGACUUGAAGCUGCGGAUUGAAUACGUGCGGAAUUGGUGUACCGAUGGGAUACCGGAGUCUUCGUGGAUAUGUGGACUGUUUUUUCCGCAAUCAUUUUUAACAGGAACACUACAAACGUACGCACGCAAACAUAACAUUCCAAUCGAUUCAUUGCGAUUUGAUUUCGAAGUAAUGGAUAUCACGUUGCAUCAGUCGGAAAUUUUUAACAACCAAUCUGAACAGGUGAAGGACGACCGUUUCAAGGGUCUACGUUCGCCGAAAGAUGGAAUUUUUAUACACGGCCUGUUCAUAGAAGCUGGUCGAUGGGAUCGAACCGAAGGGGGGCUAUGUGAUACGAGACAUCGAGAACUGAUCGCCCACUUGCCGGUCGUUUGGCUUAAGCCUUGUACUGAAUUAGACGUGGGGCAACGUUAUGAAGCACCGCUGUACAAAACGAGCGUUCGUGCGGGCAUUCUUUCAACGACGGGCCAGUCCACAAAUUUCGUACUUUCUGUUUUACUUGAUUCGAAUCAGAUGCCCGAUCACUGGAUACUGCGGGGAACGGCACUGGUGACAAUGAUAACGGAUUGAAUGUGUGCGGUGUGCUCUAGAUUUUGGCUGCUUUCAGUUCAGUGA